Molecule: messenger RNA, 1806 nt
Organism: Quercus robur (English oak)
Lineage: Eukaryota; Viridiplantae; Streptophyta; Magnoliopsida; Fagales; Fagaceae
Product: putative ribosomal large subunit pseudouridine synthase SVR1, chloroplastic
Exons: 10
Coding region: 112-1323 (403 amino acids)
Biological process (GO): maturation of LSU-rRNA from tetracistronic rRNA transcript (SSU-rRNA, LSU-rRNA, 4.5S-rRNA, 5S-rRNA); plastid translation; pseudouridine synthesis
Cellular component (GO): chloroplast
Molecular function (GO): RNA binding; pseudouridine synthase activity
Source: RefSeq, a predicted model, not a curated record
GUAGUUAAACCCAAACCCCUAAAAACAAAAACAAAAAAAAAAAACCCAAACCCCUCAGGCCUUUCAGCCAAUCCUUCAAAAGUUCGAACCCCCCAAAUUAUCUUGAGAAAAAUGGCAGCAACAGUGGCAUCACUCUCUUCCUCACUCCUCUUCUCCAAACCUUCUCUCACUCUCAGACCCUUCCGUACACUUCCUCGCAUCAUAACCUCUUCACUUCCUUCUUCCUCUUCCUCUCCCUCUCCCCCACAAUUCAACAUCUCCUUCGCACCGCCAAAGCCCAAACCCAAGCCCUCCGAACCCGACCCGUUCUCCGACUCCGACCCCGAAUCCGGAGGCCAGCUCAUCAUCCCGUGGAUUGUCCGGGGCGAAGAUGGCAACCUCAAGCUCCAAAUGCACCCUCCCGCGCGUCUUCUCCACGCGACGGCCAAUUCCGACACCGCCACCACCACCACCAAAGUGACCAAAAAAAACAAGAUUAACAAAAACAAGAGCUCCGAGGUUGUUCCUAAAUCCAAUUAUUCCAAGGCUGCUCGGAGAUUCUAUAAUGAUAAUUUCAAGGACCCCCCUCAGCGACUAAGUAAGGUUCUCGCUGCCGCCGGAGUGGCAUCGAGGCGGAGUAGUGAAGAGCUUAUAUUUGGAGGCAAGGUUACUGUUAAUGGUUCCGUGUGCAAUACUCCACAGACUCGUGUUGAUCCUGCGAAGGAUAUUAUUUAUGUCAAUGGGAACCGUCUUCCUAAGAAGCAGCCUCCAAAGGUUUAUCUUGCCUUGAACAAACCAAAAGGGUACAUUUGCUCAUCUGGGGACAAAGAGUCUAAGUCCGUGUUGAGUCUGCUUGAUGAUUAUUUGAAGAUAUUGGAUAAAAGAAAUUCAGGAGUACCCAAGCCACGACUGUUCACCGUAGGGCGCCUUGAUGUUGCCACUACUGGUUUGAUUAUUGUGACUAAUGAUGGAGAUUUUGCUCAACAAAUUUCACAUCCUUCAGCUAACUUAUCAAAGGAAUAUAUAGCAGUAAUAGAUGGCGAUGUUAAUAAGCGGCACUUGAUAGCCAUCAAUGGCGGAACAGUCAUUGAGGGCGUCCAUUGCACCCCAGAUUCUGUGGAGCUACUACCACGACAACCAGAUAUACCAAGACCUCGUCUUCGCAUUGUGGUUCAUGAAGGGAGGAAACAUGAAGUUCGAGAGCUUGUGAAAAAUGCUGGACUUGAGAUUCAUUCAUUAAAGCGUGUCAGAAUUGGUGGUUUCAGACUUCCAUCGGAUCUUGGGAUAGGGAAGCACAUUGAACUGAAACAAAGCCAUCUGAAGGCACUGGGUUGGAAGAGUUAAGAAACUUCUGCUCAAUGCUGGAGUUUGUUUCCUUAAUUCAAAUGAAGUUCAGCUUUGGAGUGUUGCCACGGAAAUUCGUCAAUACUUUAUUGUAAUGGGUGGGAGCCAUUUGGUUGUGAUUACCACCCCCUUUGGAGGGACAGAAUUUGGGUACUUGAGUUGGACUGCAUUUUGUAUAUGCCAGUAUGCCACUAUUGGUAUCAAUGCAAGUGAUCUUUAUUGCAGAAUUUGGAAGGUGAGAAGUGGUAAGAUCAUUCAUAUAAAUGUGGAAAAAUUGCAGGUUACAAGUGCUCUCUUUUUGUAAAUAGUGCAAAUGACAAAGGAGAGGCUGUAAAGAAAAUGGUUAUAUUGCUGAUAGUGUGUUAGCUUUUUAAUUAGAGAUCAGGACUUGUAAUGAUUUUACCUCAGAAGUUGAAUCAUAAACAAAAAUGGAAUACGUUAUCACUUCCAUAUGAGGAAUAAUGUGGUGUUUUUCUUUUUUAA